AUUCUCACGUGUAUAUAUAGUCACAGUCCCACACCCACAUGACAUGUAUUCGCAAUGGACGAGAAGGAGAAGAAAAUCAUGGUAGCCAUCUCCACCCUCAACACCAACCAAUUCUCCCAUCUGAUACACUCUGUGUCAUCGGAGUUCUGGCGUCAACAGAACCACCUCUUCUCCCUCCUCCAAUCUCCCACUCGCUUCCCACUAACUCUUCAUCACCUCCAAACCCUCACUCUUCACCAGAAAACUCUCCUAAUCGCUCGUUAUCUUCUAUCCAUGCUCACACACCUCACACGUUUCUUGGAAACCAAUACACCAAACACAUCCACCGCCCUUAGAUUGAAAGACCUAGAUGCUGCCUUGCUUCUCAUGCUCCUUUGCCAAGUCCACCAACAAGAACCCCAAGCAUUGCAGAGGUUAUCUCCAGCCCAGUGGCGAAGUGUUCUCAUGGACUACCAGCUGGGUAUUAGCUUGUCAACGUUGGGUGGCCUUGGAGGGUCUAGUAGUGCAGUUUUGACUCCGUUUAUUGAUAUCGCGACGAGGUGCCGGACGUUUUUAGAGGCGGCGGGUUGUGGUGAUGAGAUGGAGAGGGAGGUGGCGGCGUCGGUGGCAGCGGUGGUGGCGUUGCCAUCAGUGGAGUUGAGUGGUGGUGGUGGGGAAGAGUGUGCAAUAUGUAAGGAAGAGAUGAAGGAAGGGAGGGAGGUGUGUGAGUUGCCAUGUGACCACUUGUUUCAUUGGAUGUGUGUGCUGCCAUGGCUGAAGAAGAAGAACACUUGUCCUUGUUGCAGGUUUCAGCUUCCGACAGAUGAUGUCUUUGGUGAGAUUCAGAGGUUAUGGGGAGUUAUCGUCACCAAGAGUAGAAUGGACUCUUGUGGAUAGCAGAUCCAAUUCCAAUCCUUCUGAUACCUGAGGAAACUUUUUAGUAUUACUUCUUUAAGAUAUAUAUAUGAUGAAAAACAAUGUUGAAAGGUAUCUAUACUGUAUAAUAAAU
Molecule: messenger RNA, 988 nt
Organism: Telopea speciosissima
Lineage: Eukaryota; Viridiplantae; Streptophyta; Magnoliopsida; Proteales; Proteaceae
Product: E3 ubiquitin-protein ligase SGR9, amyloplastic-like
Exons: 1
Coding region: 55-876 (273 amino acids)
Biological process (GO): protein ubiquitination
Cellular component (GO): cytoplasm
Molecular function (GO): ubiquitin protein ligase activity
Source: RefSeq, a predicted model, not a curated record